AUGUCGCAAUCCGCAAACGAGACUCCAAAGGCGAACGGCGAAACGCCCGCAGAGUCUCUCUUCUCACCCGCAUUGAUCUCUCCCACCGUCUCGUCCGCUCUCCCCGAAGGAUACUCCAUGCGACCGCUCCAACGCACCGACUUCGACCUGGGUUUCCUCGAUGUGCUACGAGUCUUGACUCACGUCGGAGAUGUCACCAAGCCGGAGUUUGAGAAGCAGUUUGAUGCGAUGAAGGCAGGUGCAAGUACAUACCAUGUGCUAGUAAUCUUGGAUGGAGAGAAGAAGAUUGUAGGCACAGGAGCGCUCAUUGUGGAGCGGAAAUUUAUACAUCACCUCGGYGUCGUGGGCCACAUCGAGGACAUUGCGGUCUCAAAGGAUCAGCAGGGAAAGAAGCUGGGAUUGAGGAUUAUACAGGCAUUGGAUUUCGUAGCGCAGAACACCGGCUGCUACAAGGCCAUCUUGGACUGCUCGGAGGCCAAUGAGGGUUUCUAUGUCAAGUGCGGAUUUAAGAGAGCUGGACUGGAGAUGGCACACUACUACGACCGCCCUUAG
Ramularia collo-cygni is the source of this 552-nucleotide messenger RNA. Its product is annotated as probable glucosamine-phosphate N-acetyltransferase. The record is from RefSeq and is a predicted model, not a curated record. Gene Ontology annotation, cellular component: Golgi apparatus; endoplasmic reticulum-Golgi intermediate compartment; endoplasmic reticulum. The transcript has 2 exons. Gene Ontology annotation, molecular function: glucosamine 6-phosphate N-acetyltransferase activity; monosaccharide binding. Gene Ontology annotation, biological process: UDP-N-acetylglucosamine biosynthetic process. The coding region runs from base 1 to 552 and encodes 183 amino acids. Lineage: Eukaryota; Fungi; Ascomycota; Dothideomycetes; Mycosphaerellales; Mycosphaerellaceae.